AUGGUGCAUUGGCCAGGUCGGAACAUGGACGUGGACGUGGACGUGGACAUGGACGUGGACGUGGACGUGAACGUGGACGUGGACGUGGACGUUGACGUGGACGUGGACCUGGUCGUGGACGCGGACAUGGAUGUGGACGUGGACAUGGACGUGGACGUGGACAUGGACGUGGACGUGGACGUGGUUGUGGACGCGGACGUGGACGUGGACGUGGACAUGGACGUAGACAUGGUCGUGGACGUGGACAUGGACAUGGACGUGGACGUGGACGUGGACGUAGACGUGGACGUGUACGUGGACGUGGACGUGGACGUGGACCUGGACAAGGACGUGGACGUGGACGUGGACGUGGAGGACUUGGACGUGGACGUGGACGUGGACGUGGACGUGGACGUGGACGACUUGGACGUGGACAUGGACGUGGACAUAGACGUGGACAUAGACGUGGACGUGGACGUAGACAUGGACGUAGACGUGGACGUGGACGUAGACGUGGACAUGGACGUGGACGUGGACGUGGACGUGGACGUAGACAUGGACGUGGACGUGGUCGUGGACGUGGACGUGGACGUGGACGUGGACAUGAAGGUGGACGUGGACGUGGACAUGGACGUGGACGUGGACGUGGACGUGGACAUGGACGUGGACGUGGACGUGGACGUGGACAUGGUCCUGGACGUGGACAUGGACGUGGACGUGGACAUGGACGUGGACGUGGACGUGGACGUGGACGUGGACGUGGACAUGGACAUGGACGUGGACGUGACGUGGACGUGGACAUGGAACAUGGACGUGGACGUGGACGUGGACGUGGACAUGGACGUGGGCGUAGACAUGGACGUGGACGUGGACAUGGACGUGGACAUGGACGUGGACGUGGACGUGGACGUGGACGAAGACAUGGUCUUGGACGUGGACGUGGACGUGGACGUGGACGUGGACAUGGACGUGGACGUGGACGUGGACUUGGACGUGGACGUGGACGUGGACGUGAACGUGGACGUGGACGUGGACAGGGACAUGGACGUGGACGUGGACGUGGACGUGGACAUGGUCGUGGACGUGGACAUGGUCGUGGACAUGGACGUGGACGUGGACAUGGUCGUGGACGUGGACGUGGACGUGGACGUGGACAUGGACGUGGACGUGGACGUGGACGUGGACAUGGACGUGGACGUGAACGUGGACGUGGACGUGGACAUGGACGUGGACGUGGACGUGGACGUGGACGUGGACAUGGACGUGGACGUGGACGGGAUGGGGGGAAGUAGGGAAGGGGAUGGGGGGGAGCAGGGAAGGGGAUGGGGGGAAGCAGGGCAGGGGAUACGGGAUGGGGAGAGGGGAAGAGCGGAUGGAAACGCGGAGGUGGACAUGGACGUGGACAUGGACGUGGACGUGGACGUAGACAUGGACGUGGACGUGGACGUGGACGUGGACGUGGACAUGGACGUGGAUGUAGACGUGGACGUGGACAUGAACGUGGACGUGGACGUGGACGUGGACGUGGACGUGGACGUGGACAUGGACGUGGACGUGGACGUGGACGUGGACGUGGACAUGGACGUGGACGUAGACGUGGACGUGGACGUUGACGUGGACAUGGACGUGGACGUGGACGUGGACGUGGACGUGGAGGAGUUGGACGUGGACAUGGACGUGGACGUGGACAAGGACGUGGAAGUGGACGUGGACGUGGACGUGGAGAACUUGGACGUGGAUAUGGACGUGAACGUGGACGUGGACAUGGACGUGGAGGACUUGGACGUGGACAUGGACGUGGACGUGGACGUGGACAUAGACGUGGGCGUGGACAUGGAGGUAGACGUGGACGUGGACGUCGACAUGGACGUGGACGUGGACGUGGACGUGGACGUGGACAUGGUCGUGGACAUGGACAUGAACAUGGACAUGGACGUGGACGUGGACGUGGACGUGGACGUGGACGUGGUUGUGGACGUGGACGUGGACGUGGACGUGGACGUGGACGUGGUCGUGGACGUGGACGUGGACGUGGACGUGGACGUGGACGUGGACGUGGACGUGACGUGGACGUGGACGUGGACAUGGACGUGGACGUGGACGUGA
Messenger RNA from Closterium sp. NIES-65, 2085 nucleotides. The record is from the annotation of a GenBank genome assembly. Lineage: Eukaryota; Viridiplantae; Streptophyta; Zygnematophyceae; Desmidiales; Closteriaceae.